AUUCCCUUUUUGUUCCUCUUUAAUGCCGCACUCUCAAAUCUAUAACCCACCCCUUACCCAAAACACACAUUCCUAAAAAUUUCCGAAAUCAGUUCAUUUCUGUACCAUUUCAAAUUUUUUAUUUUUUAAAUUUAAAAAUUUAUUAAAAAAAAAAAAAAAAACCCAGCUCAUAAACACAACCUUUUUGGCCCUGUCCUAUGGAAGUUGACUGCUAGCUUUUCUCCAUAACUUCACUGUUUAAUUAUUCUCCACUUUAGGGUUUUCUAAUCAUUCCUUUUCCUUUUUUUUCUUCCCCUCUCUCUUUUGAUAGUACUGGGUUCCCUUUUUUUAAUUUUUAAUUUUAAUUUUUUUUAAAAAAAGAAAUAUAUUUUAUGUUUUAUAUUUUAUUUUAUAAUGGAAGAUCAGUACAAGGUUCAUGGUGAUAGGUGUAGGGGAAAUUUCUUGUACAAUUCAGUACCUGUUUUGGCAACCAAUUCUUCAUCUCCUGCGGGCAAUUUCGUAAUUAGAUCAUCCUCUUCUUCAAAUGGGAAUCAGAUGAUCAUGGCCGUAAAUUCAAAUCUCCCCUCCGGUGACUCCAAUUAUUUCCCUCCCUCCGAUCAACUUGUCAAAUUGGAGCCUCCCACUACUGCUGCUUCACAAUCUCAAAUUCAAGUUCAUGAUUUUCAUUACCAUUUAAUGAGAGAGUUCCAAAAUAAUCAUAAUCAUAUUAAUAUUAAUAAUAAUAAUGUUGAUUCAAUUAAAGCCAAAAUUCUUUCUCACUCUCUUUUCUCUAACCUCCUCCAAGCUUUCUUGGAUUGCCAAAACGUUGGAGCUCCGCCAGAGGUGGCAGCGAAACUUAGUUCGGUACGGGAGGAAUUCGAGCGGCGACGAUCUUCAAUGGCGUCCACUGAGAGUUCAUCAAUUGAUCCUGAUCUUGAUCAAUUUAUGGAAGCUUAUUAUGGGAUGUUAGUGAAGUAUAGAGAGGAGCUAACAAGGCCAAUUCAAGAAGCUGUAGAUUUCAUGCACAGAAUUGAAUCUCAGCUUAAUACUCUCUGCAAUGGCUCCUUUCAAAUCUUAGCAUCUGAAGGGAAAUGUGAAGGAAUGGGAUCGUCGUCGUCGGAGGAAGAGAAAGGCGGGGAAGGGGAAAGAGAGAUAGAAGAUCAAAUCGACCCACGAGCGGAAGAACGAGAGCUUAAGAAUCACUUACUCAAAAAAUACAGUGGUUAUCUUAGCAGUUUAAAGCAAGAACUUUCCAAGAAAAAGAAGAAAGGCAAACUCCCAAAAGACGCAAGACAAGAGCUGCUUCGUUGGUGGGAAUUGCACAACAAAUGGCCUUACCCAUCGGAGGCAGAAAAGUUGGCGCUGGCGGAAUCAACUGGGCUUGACCAGAAACAGAUAAAUAAUUGGUUCAUAAACCAAAGGAAAAGGCACUGGAAGCCUUCUGAGGAUGUGCAGUUUAUGGGUAUGGAGGGGUUUUACCAUCCCAAUGCCGCUGCUGCUUUUUACUUUGAUGGCCAUUUCAUGACUGAUUCCCAUAAUUAUCGUUUGGGUCCAUGAGUGGGAAGCUACAGUAAUAUAUAUAUAUAUAUAUAUAUAUAUAUAUAAUGCGCUUCUAAAACACACCUCUUGUUUUAGUUGUUAGCCUAUAUUUGUAUGGAUAUACUUUUUGUUUAGUCCCUAAUUAAUUCCCUAUUGCUUAAAAAUGGAGGGGGGCGGGGUGGAGGAGUAAUAGUUCAUGGUAGAGUAUUUGUAAUUUUAUUGUGCUUAAAGUCAUAAUUUCCUGCCCUCUCAUUUGGUGAAUAUUCCUAAAUGCAAGUCAAAUAAUAGUAUCCAAUUCCUUUCCUCA
This is a messenger RNA of Benincasa hispida (wax gourd), 1825 nucleotides long. RefSeq names its product homeotic protein knotted-1-like. Gene Ontology annotation, cellular component: nucleus. Gene Ontology annotation, molecular function: DNA binding; DNA-binding transcription factor activity, RNA polymerase II-specific. NCBI's taxonomy places the organism in Eukaryota, Viridiplantae, Streptophyta, Magnoliopsida, Cucurbitales, Cucurbitaceae. The record is from RefSeq and is a predicted model, not a curated record. Gene Ontology annotation, biological process: regulation of DNA-templated transcription.